AAGAAGCAGAGACAACUUGCAAUGUUGACACUGCAUGUGGCCCAGGAACUGCCAACGAACGUACAGCGCAGUGGUGGUUCCAGAAGUUCUUCAAAGGAGACCAGAGCCUUGAAGAUGAGGAGCUCAGUGACCGGCCAUCAGAAGUUGGCAAGGACCAGUUGAGAGAAAUCACUGAAGCUGAUCCUCUUACAACCACACGAGGAGUUGCCGAAUAAGUCAACAUUGAGCAUUCUACAGUUGUUUGGCAUUUAGAGCACAUUGGAAAGAUGAAAAAGCUUGAUAAUUGGGUGCCUCGUGAGCUGAGUGAAAAUAAAAGAGGAUUAUCAUUUUGAAGUGUCAUAUUCUCUUAUUGUAUGCAACAAAAAUGAACCAUUUCUUGAUCGGAUUGUGAUGUGCUCAAAAAGUGGAUUUUAGAUGACAAUGAGAGAUGACCAGCUCAGUGGUUGGGCCGAGAAGAAUCUCUAAAGCACUUCCCAAAGCCAAACUUGCACCAGAAAAAGGGCAUGGCCACUGUUUGGUGGUCUGCUGCUGGUCUGAUCCACGACAGCUUUCUGAAUCCUAGCAAAACCCUUACAGAUGAGAAGUAUGUUCAGCAAAGCAAUGAGAUGCACAGAAAACUGCAGCGCCUGCAGCCAGCAUCGGUCAACAGAAAGGGCCCAAUUCUCCCCGACGACGCCCAACUGCACAUCACACAACCAAUGCUUCAAAAGUUGAAUGAAUUGAGCUGUGAAGUUUUGCCUCAUCCGCCACAUUCACCCGACCUCUUGCCAGCCGACUACCACUUCUUCAAGCAUCUUCACCACGUUUUGCGGGGAAAACACUUUCACAACCAGCAGAACGCAGAAAUACUUUCCAAGAGUUCACUGAAUCCUGAAGCAUGGAAUUUUAAGCUACAGGAAUAA
This is a messenger RNA of Callithrix jacchus (white-tufted-ear marmoset), 902 nucleotides long. Lineage: Eukaryota; Metazoa; Chordata; Mammalia; Primates; Cebidae. The record is from RefSeq and is a predicted model, not a curated record.